This is a messenger RNA of Wasmannia auropunctata (little fire ant), 268 nucleotides long. RefSeq names its product tropinone reductase 2-like. The transcript has 2 exons. Lineage: Eukaryota; Metazoa; Arthropoda; Insecta; Hymenoptera; Formicidae. The record is from RefSeq and is a predicted model, not a curated record. The annotation marks the transcript as partial. Gene Ontology annotation, molecular function: oxidoreductase activity.
UAUUUUCAACGUAAACGUUCGCUCGGUAUAUCAUUUGACAGUACUGGCGGUGCCACACUUGGUCAAGACGAAGGGAAAUAUUGUAAACGUUUCCAGCGUGUGCGGAUUACGAGCUUUCCCAGAUUAUUUGGCAUACUGCAUGAGUAAGGCGGCCGUGGAUCAAUUAACGCGUUGCGUCGCUUUAGAAUUGGCACCGCAACAGGUGCGCGUAAACGCCGUGAAUCCCGGCGUUGUAAUAACAAAACUGUUUAAGCGAAGUGGAAUGAGC